Molecule: messenger RNA, 1591 nt
Organism: Mercenaria mercenaria
Lineage: Eukaryota; Metazoa; Mollusca; Bivalvia; Venerida; Veneridae
Product: complement C5-like
Exons: 13
Coding region: 36-1508 (490 amino acids)
Molecular function (GO): endopeptidase inhibitor activity
Source: RefSeq, a predicted model, not a curated record
ACUGCUAUUCGGCGACUUGAAGAGGAGGAAGAAGGAUGUAUUUUUUACUCCUGCUGACAGGGAUAUUCAUUUCUGAAGUAAAAUGCGGCUAUUACUUCGUUACGGCACCAAAUGUGAUACGCUUUGACCACGAGGAGACCGUUGUUGUCGGUGUAUUCGGACUGACCAAUGCAGAAGUUAAGGUUUGGCUUCAACAUGGCGAAAACAAGUUUUCUGAGAAGCACGUCACCGUCCUAAACGAAUACGCCCCUUUCCAUACAACAGUCAAAGCAACGGAGAUUGAUUUAUUUAAUACUAACGCUGAUGUAGGAAAGCCGACAGAAAUAAAAUUAUGCGCAGAGUGGAACGGACAGACACGGUCUAUAGAAAUAGUAGUGAGCUAUCGCACAGGCUAUCUGAUUGUACAGACGGACAAACCGAUUUACACACCUCGUCAAAGAGUGAGAAUAAGAACAAUAGCACUUGACGAGUCCUUAAGAGCUGUUAAUAAUUGGCAAGUGGGUAUGGAUAUUGUCAGUCCGUCAGACACAACAGUGGCAAGAAGGACAAUAGUAAAGAGUAACAGCGGAUUCUUUCACAGCGAAUUUGCCUUACCUCCGAACCCUGAAAUAGGGAGAUGGAAAGCAAGAGCUUUUUACACAGGACAGUUUGAAACAGAAUCAGAGGCAUUCUUUGAAGUAAAAGAAUAUGUUCUUCCAACAUUUGGUGUAACAGUUGACGUUGAUGUACCGUGCAUUCUUAACGAUACAACUGAUAUACUAGUAACAGUUAGAGCCAAAUAUGUAUAUGGUAAACCUGUCGACGGAAAAGCAAGACUUACUUUGAACUUGAAGAAUCAAGCUGGACUCAGUGAACACAUUCUGGACAUCAUACCGAAGUUGCUUGAAAACAAUCAUGGAGAAGAAGUAAGUGUGACAGACUUCAAUAUCAGUGUUGCUGAUAUCCGAAAUUCUCCGUUACUUAGAGACAGGGAUUUCCCGCCAGAUGGAAGUCGUCUGGAAAUUGUUGCCACUGUUUUUGAAAGCGCCACUGGCAAAGAGGAGGCUACUAGUCACGGGGAAACUAUAUUUGCCAUUAACCCGUACAUAUUUAAGUUUACAAGAUCAAAAUUAAACUUCCGACCAGGAAUGGAUUAUAACCUUAAGGUUGAUAUGUUGUAUGCUAACGGACAACCGGUUGCAAAACAAACAAUUAAAGUGAAAAUGUUUCAAAAUGGUCAGUUUGACAGCAGCAAAUACGUAACUAUAGAUAGUAAAGGACAAGCGGCGACCGUUUUUUAUACGUCACUAAGUGCCGACACUAUUACGUUUGUGGCAGCAACCUCAGAUGAAAGUUAUGAAAGUGAACACUUCGAGGUGAAUGCAUAUGUUGGGAAGAAUCAGAUUCAGGUGGAACAUCUUAUCAAAGAUGACGAGAUGGUUUUGCGAGCAUUCACAAACAUGCGAGGCACUGGCUAUACCGGAAUGCUUUUAAUGGUUAGUCGUUAUACCAAUACAUUGUAUAAGUAAUAUAUACUUCUGCUUGUGUAGACAUGUAUGAAUUCAUACAAACAUGUUUUAUUCAUUGCAAAAUAAUAUUAGGUUAUUUAACA